GUUGAAACGCGUUUAUGUCCAUAAAUUUCUUUAAUAUCUGAUCGCGUUAAUCCAUGUCCAUCACUGUAUGAUGUCACAAUUCAAAUCCAUAUAUUCGUAGUUGCGCAGGGAGAGUGACGAAGCAGAGAAGGUUCAUCCAGACGGGUUUUCUGCUCUCUCCCUCUCUCUGAAUUUCAUCCAGACGGGUUUUCUGCUCUCUCCCUGUCUCUGAAUUUCUUUUUCCCCAAUAUGUGAAGAGAUGUGUGCAGAAGAUUCUUUCGUCUGAACGGAUGUGUUUUCUUCUGUGUUUUCCCUUUCUGAGAUUAUGCAAAUUCCAUUUCGUUCCUUUUAUUCUUGAGGAACACCGACAAACCCCAAUACCCUACCACGGUUUCUGUUGAUUUCGCUCCAAAUCUGAGGAGCAAAGUGGGAGACAGCAGUCUGUCUCAUCUCCCCAGCCCCAAAAGUCUGCAAGCAGGAGGAGCCAACAUGGAUUCCUGGAUUAUCUUCUUCCUCACCCUCUUCAUCAUCUCCGUCUCCCUCAUCCUUGUCGGCCUCCCACAUGGAAUCGGCAAGAAGAAGAAGAAGAUCCCACCUGGCCCAAAAGCGCUUCCCAUCAUAGGCAAUUUGCAUCAGCUUGGCAUAAGAUUCAUCGAGCUCGAACCCAUUUUGCGCAAGCUAAGAGCGCAGUAUGGCCCCGUCUUCAGCGUCCGCUUAGGCCCUCGGACGGCCAUCUUCGUCGCUGCCCAUGACCUCGCGCACCAGGCCCUGGUUCAAAGUGGCGCAACCUUCGCCGGCCGGCCUCGAGCUACAGCUAUCGCCCGGAUCAUUAACAGCAAUCAGCACAACAUCAGCUCGGCCAGCUACGGCCCCUUGUGGCGCCUCUUCCGCCGUAACCUCAUGGCCGAGGUCCUCAGUCCCGCCCGAACCAAGUCCUUCGCGGAAGGCCGUGAGUGGGUGUUGACCCUUCUGUUGGGGAGGCUCAGGUCCGAAGCCGACGCAAAUGGAGGCGUAGUCGUCCCGGUGAGGAUCUUUCAGCACGCCAUGUUCUGCUUGCUUCUGUUCAUGUGCUUCGGCGAGAAGGUCGAGGACGACGUGGUCCAAAAGGUGGAAACCGCACUGCGCACUGCGCUUCUAGCCUUCGGGCGAUUCAACAUCUUGGGCAUCUUCCCCAUACUCCGCAAGGUCUUCUUCCGGCAACGAUGGCGCGACCUAUUGGAGAUCAGGCGGAUGCAAGAAGAGGCCAUCCUGCCCCUUAUCCGAGCCCGGAAAUCAGUAGACGAGAAGAAUCGCUUCUGCUAUGUCGAUUCACUCCUCUCUCUAGAGCUUCCCGAUGGCAGGAAACUGGACGAAGGGGAGAUGGUCACGCUCUGCUCCGAGUUCCUUAAUGGCGGCACCGAUACGACUUCUACGGCGGUGCAAUGGGUGAUGGCCAAUUUGGUGAAGGACCCCCAAAUUCAGGGGAAGCUCCACGAGGAGAUAAGGACCGUCGCUGGCAAAGACGGAGAGGUGAGCGAGGAAAGCGUUUCACGGAUGCCUUACCUCAAGGCGGUGAUCAUGGAGGCUCUUAGGAGGCACCCGCCGGGCCACUUCGUGCUGCCACACACAGUCACGGAGGAGGAGGUGAGUCUCAAUGGCUACUCCGUGCCCAAGGACGCGACGAUCAACUUCAUGGUGGGGGAGAUGGGGUUGGACGGGAAGGUAUGGAAGCAUCCUCUGGAGUUCAGACCAGAGAGGUUCCUGGCCGGAGGCGAAGGAGGAGACGUGGACAUCACGGGGAGCAGAGAGAUCAAGAUGAUGCCUUUCGGCGCGGGGAGAAGGAUCUGCCCGGGGAUGGGCCUAGCCCUGCUGCACCUUCAGUACUUCGUGGCCAACAUGGUCCGUGAGUUCGAGUGGUCGGUGCCGGACGGAGAGCCGGUGGACUUGACCGAGAAGGUGGAAUUCACGGUUGUGAUGAAGAAUCCAUUAAGGGCGAAGAUCGAGUCUAGGAAGAGAUAGAAUCUAUGGUGAUCGCCGUUCACAAAUAGUUUAUACUCUUUAAACUAGUGAGACAUGAUGAUUUAAAAUAUAUUAAGGUUCGAGCUUGCCGUCAGUGUGUUGGCAUAGGUAGUAUGUUUCAUAUAAUGGGCGUUGCCGUUCGCUGCCCAAGUAUCCUUGUGUCGUUUAUGUUGUAAAACAAAAAAAUGUGUGAAUAAAUGUCGUAUUAUUGGA
Nymphaea colorata (pocket water lily) is the source of this 2190-nucleotide messenger RNA. RefSeq names its product cytochrome P450 89A2-like. Lineage: Eukaryota; Viridiplantae; Streptophyta; Magnoliopsida; Nymphaeales; Nymphaeaceae. Gene Ontology annotation, cellular component: membrane. The record is from RefSeq and is a predicted model, not a curated record. Gene Ontology annotation, molecular function: iron ion binding; oxidoreductase activity, acting on paired donors, with incorporation or reduction of molecular oxygen, NAD(P)H as one donor, and incorporation of one atom of oxygen; heme binding. Bases 469 to 1977 code for a protein of 502 amino acids. The transcript has 2 exons.